AAACUCACAUUAUAAAACCCCUUACAAUAAGUGUGUGCAUCGUUCGUGGAAAGACGGGCUCAACAGUUGCACUGAUUCAGUUUUGUUUCGCUUCUUACAGAUCCCAGGACGUUGCCACAAUGGAAACCACGGACAGCUCCAGCUACAACGACUGAUAUCUACAACAUCCAACACGAUACCCACGAUUGCACUAACGACGACGACAACAACGGCCACGGUAACGACAGUGCCCUACCAGCCAACGACAACGGCAGCCCGGCGGAUGUCCGACCAGGAUCGGCCCCUGUUCGAGGCACUGAUAUCCGAUGAACACUCGGAGAACCCCCGGCGGCGACAUGCCUGUACCGGUCGAUUCCUUACGAUGCAUAAACGGCGCAGAAAGAAGUUGCACACGCGAAGCCUCGCGCUGGAUCCAGCUAUUCUUGACGACAUCUUGCACGGCCAGGUGCAGUGCAUCCUGGACCGGGUCGGCCAUUGGCGCUUUAAUGCUUUCACCCUGGAAACGGUCACUGGUGGACGUUCACUGCCUGUCUUAUGUGUUCAUCUGUUCCAUUGGUACGGCCUUUUGGACCACUUCAACCUAGACGUAGUUAGAGUAUGGAAAUUGUUUAGUUUAAUCGAGGAAGGUUACCAUAGUACGAACCCGUAUCACAAUUCAAUUCACGCGACUGACGUAACACAAGCAAUGCACUGUUUCUUGCAAGAGAAGCGCAUCCUGGAGAAUCUGAGCCCGCUGGAGAUCAUGGCGUCGUUGAUCGGUGCCGUUACGCAUGACUUGGACCACCCGGGCGUGAAUCAACCGUUCUUGAUUGCAACCUCCAACCACCUGGCGGCGCUCUACGAGAACACCUCGGUGCUAGAGAACCAUCACUGGCGAUCGGCCGUCGGAUGCCUGCUGGAGAGUGGCGUCGCCGAACAGAUACAGGGUAUUCGACCGGAACUGGAAAAGCAGAUCAGCUCUCUAAUCCUGGCAACGGACAUCACCAGGCAGCAGGAAUUCAUCAGCCAGUUCCGCGACUAUCUCUCCCACGAUACGUUGGAUAUGCGUAACAAAGAACAUCGGCACUUUAUUCUGCAAAUCGCGCUCAAAUGUGCAGACAUCUCCAAUCCCUGCCGGCCAUGGGAUAUUAGUAAAAAGUGGAGUUUGAAAGUGUGCGAAGAGUUCUUCCGCCAGGGAGACUACGAAAGACAGCUCAAUCUGCCGGUCACUUCGCUCUGUGAUCGGCACUCGACGUCGGUGCCCAAGAUUCAAACUGGCUUCUUCAAAUUCGUUGUCACACCCUUGAUGGACGAGUGGCAUCGAUUCCUGAAGACUGAUCUAUCCUACAAUAUGAUGCACCAUCUGAAAUACAAUCAGAUUCAAUGGGAAAGCAAACUGCAGGCAGAGAUGAACGAAGAAACUCGAACCGAGAUAUCUGACGCGGAGCUACUGGAUGAAGAUGUCGAUGAUAACGACGACCAAGAUGAACCGCUGCACGAUCUGUCGGACAGUUCGGAGAUUCUUAUCCCGAGUGCUGCCAAGUUCGGUCGACGAAGUUCUCUACAAAUCUCUGGCUUCUGUGGUGCUCGCAGCGAACGGCGGUUCUCCGUUCCCAUACAUAGUAUACCGAAGAUUGUGCUUCCAGCACGAGACCACCGAGAAUCUAAUCUCCCACCGGAAUCAAUCCAGGAAAGCGACGAGCACAAGUUCGACAACGACUCGCUCUCGAUCUUCUCGUCGGACAGCGAUAGUCUUCAUCGGGGAGCACGUGGUUCUUCCACCGGCAGCACCGCCGAUCGAGAACGUCCGCUCAGUGCAGAAAAUCUACUUCCAGACUGCAGUAUUGCAUCGAUGACCGCUGGAAUCUGUGGCGAUCGACUGAAUCUAGUGCUUCACGGAGCCGUUAGCGUAGGAAAUAACGCGAAUCUUCUCACCGUUGGAACUUCCAAGCAUCUUAUCAGACAGCAAACCUUCCCACCGUUGCAACCGUACAUUCGCACUCGUUACAUGUCUUCACAGGCGGAACUCGGUGCUUGUCCGGAGGCCCUCCUCGAAUCCAACUCCAGCAGUAGCUCUUCCAACUCCCACCCGGAGGCAAACAGUGAAUCUCGUGGCAUCCUUAUGACCAAAAAGGAAAGCACCAAGCGGGAAACGGAUUCGUCCACUUCCGGCGAAAAAGCGAAAAUCCCGAAGCUCUCUCUCGGCCAGAAGGAGAAUCUCGACCCAUCGAUGCUGAAGCGAAGCCUCAGCCGGCGGAGAGGCUCCGCUCCGGUCACCGUAGCUUUACCCCCGAAACCCGUCGAAUCUGACCUAAGCGUAUCGUUCGUCAUCAAGACGUGCGAUUUGCGGCGAGGCUCUAUGCCUGCCGAAUUCAUCACUUCCAUGCAUACAAAAGACCAACCGAACGGUGCCCAGCCGGAAGUGACGGCCACCGUGCUUCCGAACAACAUCGGUCCGGCGUACAACAUGCAACGACGCGGAUCGGUACCGUGUGAUAGCUCAAACAGCGUUGUGAUUCGGAACAGCUUUAACAACAAACGGCGCAGUGCGAAGAAAAUCCUUAGGCGGCGAUCGUCUGGCGGAGCAGAAAUCCUCAGUCCCAUCCUGUCGGAGGAUGCCACCAGCUCGGGCAAUGGUGCCGGUGCCGGGAGCAGUGCGACCUCGUCUUCGACGGCAUGGCAGCGGUUCAAGCGGCGAGCCGAUGCCGAGAAUCUGCUGUCGCGACGGCGUGGAUCACUGCCCGUCGAAGUGCUCACCAUUGGAUAUUCGGGAACUUUACGUCACUGAGGAUCAUUGGGGCGGUCUUCCGGCCAUCCGGAGGAGCAGGAGCAGGAGCAAGAGCAAGAGCAACAGUAGAACGGAAUGCAAUAGUUAAUUCUCUGCCCCGUACGUACAUAAAUCCGAAUCCGACGAGCUGCAACCAUGCUUCCAUGAAAAAAAUGUAAACCGACAAAAAAUUACUAUGUUUUAGUUUGGGGAAAAACUCUCUCAUCCUUUGCGUUAAAGUACCGG
This is a messenger RNA of Aedes aegypti (yellow fever mosquito), 2992 nucleotides long. RefSeq names its product dual 3',5'-cyclic-AMP and -GMP phosphodiesterase 11. Gene Ontology annotation, molecular function: 3',5'-cyclic-AMP phosphodiesterase activity. The record is from RefSeq and is a predicted model, not a curated record. The transcript has 5 exons. Lineage: Eukaryota; Metazoa; Arthropoda; Insecta; Diptera; Culicidae. Bases 263 to 2767 code for a protein of 834 amino acids.